Messenger RNA from Rotaria socialis, 14880 nucleotides. The record is from the annotation of a GenBank genome assembly. NCBI's taxonomy places the organism in Eukaryota, Metazoa, Rotifera, Eurotatoria, Philodinida, Philodinidae.
AUGGAAUAUGAUGGCAAAUUCAAAGUUGUUCUCAAAAAUGAAUUGGGUGAAAUUAUCAGUGGUACACAAGUAAAUGUCAAACGGUCAUCGAAGACGGCACAAACUCAAGCGCCAACAAAGAAAAUAAGCACAUCCGAAGUUCCAUCACUUUCAUCAGACGAACUAUUAUUAACGACGGCAAGUGGUAGUCAAGGUGACAUCAUGUCGAGCGAGCUAGCCGGUACUACUCUCGAUCGUCGUACUAGUACAUUAGGCAUACCAGAAGGCAAACCGACCUUUACUCAACCACUGGAGAGUGAGUUAUUAAUCAAUGAAGAUGAACAACUCGUCCUCCAAUGUACUAUUUCUGGCAAUCCAUUACCACAAUUGAUUUGGUUAUUUAAUGAUCGAAAAGUAAUUGCUGGUAAUGAUUAUCAACGAAACAGUGAACAGUUGAAUCCACAUUCUGUUCGUCAUCAACUUAUAAUUAGUCCUAAACAGAAAAAAAUUGGCGUUUAUAAGGCUCAAGCACAAAACACAUAUGGUCAUACAAUAUGUACAUGUUCAGUGAAAAAAUCUGCUCAUGCAAUAAAUCAACAAAAGAAAGCUGCAUUCGGAGAAGCUGAAUUACAAAUACCUGCAGCACCGCCUCAACGACGUCGUUCAAGCGCAGCAUCGCCAGUUAAUGUUGAACAAACACAAAACCCCAUUCUUGUCCAAGGUCUUUCAAUAUUACAAAUCGAUUUAGGUUCGCCAUGUGCAUUGACAUGUAAAUCUAAAUAUGAUACCGAACAACAAUGGUUUAAAGAUGGUCAACCAAUUAUUGGUACAAAACCAACAGAUAAUAUAUUCACGAAAACUGAUCGUACAAACGAUGGCAAUAUUCAUGUACUCAAUAUUAAACGCUUCCAACAAGAAAAUAUUGGAAAUUAUGAAUUAGUUCUUAAAAAUAGUCUUGGACAAAUUAAUUCUCAAGGGCAGUUAGAAAUGAAAGGUAUACUACCAGCAUUUACUCUCGAACCAAAAUCGGCAGCCGUUGUCAAAGGAAAAUUGGCUGAAUUUAAUUGUCGUGUAUCUGGAAGUCCAAAACCAGAGGUUCAAUGGUUUCUUAAUGAUAAACUUUUACAACCGAGUAGUAGAGUAUCUAUUGUUGAAGAACGCGGUUUAAUUAUUCUUCGUAUUAAUAAUAUAACCGAUGCUGAUACUGGCACAAUAAAAUGUCUUGUUAAAAAUGCUUUAGCAGAAAUUAAAAGUGAAGUACAAUUACUAAUAACUGGUGAACAACGUGCGCCAAAAAUUAUUGAUAAAUCACGACCAACUAGCGCUAAUGCUGGUGAAAGCGUCGAGCUUUUUGUUAAAAUAUCUGGUGCACCCGUACCUACAGUUACAUGGACUCGUAAAGGUAUGACUAUAUCGUCGAAUGAACUUUAUGAAUUACGUUCCGAUAAUGAAACAUACUAUUUAUUAAUUAAAAAAGCUGUUGCUGAUGUUGUUGGUACCUAUGUUAUAACAGCUGUUAAUACAGCUGGCAAAGCUACAGCAGAUAUUGAUCUUACUAUAACUGGUUUAAGUACAUUAUUCGAACGACCACUACGUGAUAUAUCUGUUUCACAAGGACGUCUAUUUGCUCUUGAUUGCGAAGUUAAUACGAAGAAAGGUGUUCCGACUAUCGUAUGGAUGAAAGAUAACCAACCAAUUGUUAAAUCAGAUCGUAUAACUCCGUCUGUUAAAGGCAAUAAAGUUCAUGUUUUAACAAUAAAACAAGCGUUACCAUCGGAUACUGGUUACUAUAGCAUAAAAGCAACAUUAGGUAAUGAAGUAAGCACAUCUGAUGCUCAAGUACUCGUUGAAAUUCCUCCAACAAUUGUUAAAAUACCUGAUGCAAUUACUAUCGUCGAUGGGCAAGAUUGCGAAAUCGAUAUUGAAGUCACUGGUUUACCAUCGCCAAUUAUUAAAUGGUCACAUUUAGCUCAAGAUUUAAAAACAAAUGCAAAAUAUAAAAUAACUUCCGAUGGUAAUCAUCAUCAAUUACGUAUUCAACGUGCUACUGUUGACGAUGCUGGCGAGUAUCAAGUCAUGUGUUCAAAUAAUAUUGGUCGUACAACAGGAAAAAUUACUGUUCAAAUAUCAUCACCGCCGGCUGUAGUCGAACCAUUAAAAGACUUAUUCGUACCAAUCAAACGUUCGGCACGAUUAGAAACACAUAUAUAUGCAUUUCCAGUAGCAAAAGCUACUUGGUCAAAAAAUGCUAUACCCAUUGAUUUUAGUUUAUAUGGAGCAAGAAUUGUUGCUGAAGAAAAACGAGGCAUCUAUUCGCUAGUUAUUAAAAAUAUUCAAUUAGAUGAUGGAGGAUUUUAUGUAUGUACAGCACAAAAUUCAUUUGGACAAGUUAAAACAUCAGCAACAUUAACGAUUGAAAUGGCUCCGAUAUUUUUACAUAAAUUAGAUAAACUAGAAGGAGUCGAAAAUUGUGAUAUCGAUAUACGUGUUCAAGUUGCUGGAUAUCCAAAACCAAAAAUAGAUUUUGCAUUUAAUCAAAAUACACUUGACUUACGAGGACGAUAUGCAUUAAAAGAGCUUAAAGACGGAUGGUAUGUGUUUACCAUCUCAAAUACUAAACGAUCUGAUGCUGGCUCGUAUACAUGUACAGCAACAAAUUCUCUUGGUCAAGCAUCCUGUAUAGGAAAAUUAACAUUAUUUCAAUUAGCGGCACCAAAUUUUACUAAGACGUUAACUGAUGCAUUAUUUCCAGUUGGUGGAAUAUUAAAAACUGAUUUGAAAGUCAGUGGCCUACCAUUACCGCGUUUAACAUGGCUGAAAGAUGGACAAGUAUUCGAUGAAAAUGAUCGUAUAUCAAUUGUAUUUUAUCCACUUACAGCAACAUGGACAUUAACAAUACGUGAAUGUCAAGAAAGUGAUAGUGGUUCAUAUGAGUGCCGUGCAAAAAAUCCCGGUGGAGAAAAGACAACACAAUGCCAAAUAACAGUUUCCGGUGAAGCACCAGCAUUUAUUGAUUCACCAGAAAAAGUUAGUUGUUUGGAAGGACAGACGGCUGUUUUUGGUUGUCGUGUCAGUGGAGAUCCAAAUCCAAUGGUUGUGUGGUCGAGAGGCAAAGGAAAACAAUUUACAGAAAAUACACAAAAAUAUGCACUUUAUUACGAUGAAGAACUUGAUGCACAUUUCUUUGAAAUUAAUCAAUAUAAUGAAGCUGAUACUGGCAUUUAUACUGUGACAGCUCAAAAUAUACACGGAACUAUAACAAAACCAGUUUCAUGUUUUCUUGCAACAAAACCAGAAGAAGUUAUUGAUUAUAAGAGUGUUCUUCGUAAAAUGGAAGCCUUAGUAAAAGCCGGUCAAGGUGGACCUGAUUGGGGUAAAUUACGGAAAGGUAAAGCUAUAGCCAAAGGGCCUGCUGAUCCCGGUUGGCAAUAUAAAUUAAAACAUUUUGAAUUAAUGACUGAAGCACAACUUGCACAAUAUAAUCAAGCUCAACCAGUUGAUCUCAUCGGUUUACCGCCAGGUCAAUUAGGUGCUCGUCUUUCGCGUGGAAGUCUUGCUACAGGUGAAGGUUUCGAAAGUGAUGACGGACUUGGAUUAAAUGUACCAACACCGCCAGGCGGAGCGAAAGGCCGUAAAACAUCUCGAAUGGGUCUUGUUACAUUUACUAAACAAUUAUCCAAUGUAGCUGUGCACGAAGGUAAACAUGCUACAUUUGAAUGUAGCAUAUCUGACGUUGAAACACCAGUAACGUGGCUAUUUAAUGAUAAACCUAUACCUGCUCAACGUGCUCAAACAUUAGCUAUUGGCAAAACACGUCGUCUUAAUAUCAAAGAGUGUUUAUUAAGUGAGAAUCAUUCAACAGUAACAUGUGUAUUAGACGAAGCGACAAAAACUAGUGCACAAUUAGUUGUUGAAGAAGAAGCAUUCGAAUUUACAGAUAAAUUAAAAAAUCUAAAAAUCAAACGUGGUGAUAUAUGUGAAUUAAAUUGCACAGUUAAUAAACCAAAUAUUACUUUGCAAUGGUUUAAAGAUGGCAACUUAAUAACCAAUAUUAAAGAAGAAAUUAAUGGUCUAGUUCAUAAAUUAAUUAUAACAAAUGCAGACGUAAACGAUAAAGGUGUUUAUGUAGCUAAAUAUCUAAAUGCACAAACAGAAGGCAACGUUGAAGUAUUAGGUGCACCACAAAUUGUCAAACCACCAACAAAUUCUAUUCUUCUACUUGGCCAAUCAGUUGUUCUUACUGCUGAAAUAACUAGUAAUCUAAAGCCAACAGUAACAUGGUUAUUUAAAGGUCAGCCAAUUAAGUCCAGUGCAACUAAACAUCAAAUCGAAGCUAAAAAAGAUGGUAUUUAUACAUUAACAAUUCUUCGUGGUGAUGCUGCAGAUGAAGGUCUGUAUUCGGUUGUUGCUGAAAAUUCAGUUGAUAAAGCUCAAGCUGAUGCUACAGUAAAUGUCUGUAGUAAACCGAAAAUCGAUAAAUUAGCUGAUGUUGCUCUUAAUAUUGGUGAAAAUCUUCGUAUAACAUGUCAAUAUUCUGGACGCCCAGCGCCAACUAUAACUUGGUAUAAAGAUGGACAAGUAAUUCCAGCUGAUGAUCAACGUAUUAGAAUUACACAAGAAUCAGCAACAUUAUCUGUGUUAACAAUAAAUAAUGCAAAUUUGAAUGAUACGGGUGUUUAUUCUGUUAAAUUACAAAACAUUGCUGGUGAAGUUGAAGGAAAAUCGAAUGUCAAUGUUAAACCAACUAAACCAACACUAACACGUGAUCUCAAUCCAACAUAUGUUGGCGUUAAAAAUGAAGAUCUUAUUCUAUCCAUAGCUGGUACUGGUAAUCCAUAUCCAACAUGUCAAUGGUUUAAAAAUAAUACUGAAUUAACUCAAUCAUCUGAUGAGCGUAUCGAAUUUAAGGAAGAUAAAACAACGAAUGAAUUUUUUAUUAUUAUUAAAAAUACAAAUCAACACGACAUUGCUGAAUAUCAAGCACAAUUAACUAAUGCUGCUGGUUUAAUUAAAUCGAAAAAAUCGAAAAUUUCUAUACAAAAACAACCCGUUUUCGUUAGAAAACCACAAACAACUACAGCCAAUCUCGCUGAAACAUGUCAAAUUGAAUGCGAAAUUGAUGCAUUGCCACAUGCUAAAGUUACAUGGUUAAUCGGUGGUAAACCAGUUUCAAUGAAGGAUGGUUAUGAAACAACAUUCGAUGCACAAACUGGUAUUGCUACUUUGAUUAUUAGAAACGUUGCAACAAAACAUGCUGGUUCAGUAACUGUCAAAGCUGAAAAUACAAUUGGUACAACUGAAGAAAUAUUCAAUAUUAAUAUUCGCUCUACGCCAAUUCUUCUUAAACCAUUAACAGACACGGAAGUUCUUACGAAUAAUGAUGCAACAUUGACUUGUACAUUUCAAUCAUCGCCACAAGCAACUAUUCAAUGGUUUCAUAAUGGUCAACCAUUGGCAUUGUCACCAAAUAAAUAUGAUAUUUCAUAUGAUUCAACUACAAAUCAACAUAAAUUAAUUAUUAAAAAUGCUCUAUUAGAAGAUCAUGGAACUUACAGUGUACAAGCAACAAAUGAACUUGGCCAAACACAAACAGAAGCUAAACUUCAUGUUGUCAAUGCACCUAUUUUUGUUGAUGGGUUACAAGAUCAAUCCGUUGCUGCUAGACAAUCUAUUGAAUUGUAUAUUAAAGUUCUUGGUACACCACAACCAACCAUAACAUGGUAUAAAGCUGGAAAAGAAAUCAAAUCCGAUGAGAAAAAAUAUUCAAUUGUACCCAUCGAUACUGAAGGAAAUGCUAAAUUAAUCAUAAAAGACGUUGGUGAAGAAGAUCAAAAUUUCUAUACAUGUGUAGCUAAAAAUAAAAUUGGUACAAAUCAGACUGAAGGACAUUUGAAAGUUUUAGCACCAUUACAAUUUAUUCAACCAUUAAAAGAUCAAGAUCUACUUGCACUAUCAUCAUGUGUAUUAACUGUUGAAGUAAACGGAAUACCAAAACCGACAGUUAAAUGGUUUUUUAAUGAUCAAGAAAUUAAAAAUACACCGAAAAGUAAAAUUGAAACAAAACAAAAUGUUCAUACAUUAUCAUUACCGAAAGUUGAUUUACCUGAAGAUGGUAUUUACAAAUGUGUUGCAACCAAUGCUGAUGGAAGCGUUGAAACACAAGCUCAUCUAUCUGUUUGCACUAAACCGAAAGUCGAGGGCAAAGCCAAUGAUGUUACUGCUCAAAUCAGCCAAUCACCAGAAUUACAUACUGCAUUCAGUGGUUUACCAAAACCAACUGUUACUUGGUAUAAAGGUAAUGAUCUCACUAAUCCAAUACAAUCCGAUGAUAAUAUUGAAAUAAGUGAAUUACCUGAUGGUACACAAGUACUUAAAGUGAAAAAAGCUGAUGUAACAGAUAGUGCAGUAUAUACUGCUCGUGCAACAAACAAAGUUGGGACAGUUGAUUCAAAGAUAAAUUUAGUUAUUAAAGAAAUAAAACCACAUAUUAUAUCUGAUAUUACUAAUAUGACUGCUAUUCGAGAUGAACCGAUAGAAUUUACGAUUAAAGCAGCUGGUAAUCCUCAGCCAACAAUUCGUUGGUUUAAAAAUGAAACUGAAGAAAUUCUUUCAACAAAUCAAGAUUUUGAAUUUAUUCAAGAUGCUUCAACAGAUACUUUUAUGUUAAAAAUACAUAAAUGUAAACCUGAACAUCAAGGUGAUUAUUCAGCUUUGUUAACAAAUACAGGUGGAUCCGCUAAAUCUAAAAAAGGCAAAUUAAUUGUUACAAAAGUGCCUGAAUUUUUGGAAAAACCAACAUCAGUUGAUGCUAAUGAAAAUGACUUAGCUGAAUUUCAUGCUAAAGUUGAUGCCUUCCCGGCAGCUAAAAUUACUUGGUUAUUUGAAGGUAAACCAGUUUCAGUUAAAGAAGGAUUUGAUGUACACACUGACCAAGCAACGGGCACAUCUGUAUUAACUAUUAAACAAGCAUUACCAAAACAUAUCGGUAAAAUUAGUGUUAAAGCUGAAAAUGCAUCAGGUUCAGUUGAAGAAACUGUUCAAUGUUCUGUAAAAACUGGACCGAAAAUUACAAAAAAACCAACAGAUAUUGAAGCUUUACUACAUACCGAUGCUGUUUUUCUUAUCGAUGUAUCAGGCUCACCUAAACCAGAAGUUGAAUGGAUUCAUCUUGGUCAAACAGUUAUACCUUCAGGAAAAUAUGAAAUAAUUGAAGGAGAUGCAACAGUUACUAAAUUAAUCAUUCAUGAUGUCACACCCGAAGAUGAAUCGCCGAUACAAAUCAAAGUUAAAAAUUCACUUGGUCAAACUGAAGCUACAGUUCAAUUGAAAGCACUUGAAACACCACGCAUCGAACCACAAUUGACUGAUCAACAAGUAACACUUAGUGAUACACUUACUCUUAAAACAAAUGUGUACGGGCGACCAAAUGUUGAUAUUCAAUGGUUAAAAGAUCAAAAACCAAUUUCAUCAUCUGAUAGAAUUAAAAUUGAACGUAAUAAUAAUGAAUGUUCAUUAACAAUAGAAAAUAUUAAAGAAGAAGAUAUUGGAGCAUAUGUAUUAUCAGUGAAAAAUAAACUUGGCAAAGUCGAUACAACAUCCAAUGUUAAAGUCACUGCACCAUUAAAUUUUACUAAGCCAUUAGAUGAUUUAGACAUCAUACAAGGUUCAAAUGGAGUUCUAUCGGUCGAUUGUGGAGGUGUACCAAAACCGAAAUUAACUUGGUAUUUCAAUGGCAAUGAAAUUAAAUCAAAUCAGAAAACUCGUAUUGAAACAAAAGGUUCAACAAGUAUAUUAACAAUCAACAAAGCUGACAUGAUUGAUAUUGGCGUUUAUAAAGUCGUUGCUGAUAAUGGAAAAGAAACAGUUGAAACACAAGCAAAUAUUGAUGUUUGUGUUAAACCGAAAGUCGAGGGUAAACUUACUGAUGUAACAUGUAUAUUAAAUGAAACAGCGAAACUUAGUGUUAAAUUUUCUGCUGUACCAACCGCAGUUAUUACAUGGUAUAAAUCUGAUGGUACUGAAAUAACACCCGAUGAUCGCAUUCAAAUUGUUAAUGAUGACCAUGGGCAAUCAACAUUAACGGUUAAUAAGACGGUAUCACAAGAUGCUCAAGCAUAUAUUGCUCGUGCAGUGAAUAAAGUUGGAUCGGUUGAUGCAAAAAUUAAUCUUAAUAUUAAAGAAGUAAAACCAGCAUUAAAACAUGAUAUUGAACCACAAACAAUCAAUGUUGGCGAUGAACUUGUCUAUCGUCUUCUUGUUGGUGGUCGUCCGCUGCCUACGGUUAAAUUCUUUAAAGAUGGUAAUGAGAUAGGUCCGAUUACUGUUGAAGAAUCUUCUACAACAGAUGAUUCUCUCACUACAGCUGUUUUGCGUAUUCCGCAUGCUGCUUUAACGGAUCAAGGUGAAUAUCAAGCUUCAAUUGAAAAUUCAGCGGGUGUUGUUAAAACUAAAAAAGUUAAAGUUACUGUUCAACAAACUCCUACAUUCUUAAAAACACCUGAAGAUGCAAGCGUUAGUCAAGGCAAAGAAGUAACAUAUGAAGCUCAAAUUUCAGCACAUCCGACAGCCAAAGUAACUUGGUCACUUAAUGGAAAAUCAUUAACACCAAAUGCUGAUUGCGCUAUUGCUUUCGAUAAUGCAACACAAAAAGCAUCAUUAACAUUACGUAAAAUUGAUGUUGCUAAACAUACAGGUAAAAUAACAUGUCAAGUAGAAAAUCCAGCAGGAAAAGUGACACACGAUGCUAAGCUUAGUGUUUUUACACAACCAAAACUACUUAAACCAUUACAAGAUGAAAGUAUUGUCGAAGGGCAAGAUACAACAUUAUCGAUUGAAGCCAUUGGCUAUCCAUCGCCGAAUAUACAAUGGUUUUUUAAUGAUCAACUAAUAUCGCCAACGGAUCAACAUUAUCAAAUAGUUACCAAAGAAGAAGAACAUUUAUAUGAACUUAAAAUUAAACAAACAAAAUCAACUGAUAUAGGAACUUACAAAGUUGUUCUAACCAAUUCUGAAGGUGAAAUAGCAAGUCAAGCUAAUUUAAAUGUUCAACUUGCACCUGUCAUAAGUUCUCUUGAACCAAAAAUCGAAGGUAUUCAAGGUCAACAAGUAAUCAUAUCAUGUCAAGUAUCUGGAAAUCCAAAACCUGAAAUAACAUUCUUAAAAGAUAAAAAAGAUGUCACAACAUUGGAAGAUAAAAAUCGUUUUCAAAUUGAAUAUGAUGAAAAAACUGAUGAAGUACGUUUAAUUAUUUCUAAUGUUAAAGAUGAUGAUCAUGGCAAAUAUACUGUUCAAGCAAAAAAUCCUGUUAGUACAAUUGAAGAACAAACAACUGUAACGAUAGCAGCUCAAUUAGCAUUUACUGAAGGAUUACAAGAUACAGAUGUUAUAAGUGGACAAAAUUUAACAUUAACAUGUCAUUGUCAAGGUAUACCGAAACCGACAGUCAAAUGGUAUCAAAAUGAACAUGAAAUUAAAUCAACAACAAAACAAAAAAUUGAAUCAAAACCUGAUGACGUCCAUACAUUAACAGUAAAUCGUGUUGAUUUAACCGAUGGUGGAGUAUUUAAAGUAGUGGCAACAAAUCCACAAGGUUCAGUAACAUCAACAUGUAAUGUUACUGUUCUUAUGAAACCUAAAAUUGAAAGUAAACAACAAGAUAUACAAGUUACUAUCGGUGAACCAGCACAAUUCAGUGCUAAAAUAUCUGGUUUACCCAAACCAACUAUUCAAUGGUUUAAGAACGGUCAACCAUUCGAUAUUGAUAAUGAACGUAUAAAAACUGUUGAAAACGAUGAUGUAUAUUCGUUAGUAUUUGAAAGCACACAAAUAGAAGAUAAAGCAUCGUAUACAUUUAAAGCAACCAAUCGAGCUGGUGAUAUUGAAUCACCUAAAAUGGCACUGAAUGUAACAACUACUCAACCGAAAAUUCGACUUGAUUUACAACCAACAUUAAAUGUAACUAAAAAUGAAUCUAUUGUUUUGACAAUCCAAGCUGACGGCAAACCUAAGCCACAUAUACAAUGGUUUAAAGGAACAGAGGAAAUUUCUAGAAAUCAAACUGGCGUUAAAAUUAUCGAAGAAGGUGAUAACACAUAUAAAUUAAUUAUUGAACAAGCAACAGAAAAUGAUCACGGAGAAUAUAGUGCCAUCAUUCAAAAUGCGGCUGGACAAGUCAAAUCAAAGAAAACAAAUGUUGUUGUUACAAAAUCACCUGAAUUUUUGUCCAAACCUACGGAUACCACUUUCAGACAGGGUGAUACAGGUACAAUCGAAUGCCAAGUUGAUGGUUUUCCAUUACCUAAAAUAACUCUUUUACAUAAUGGUAAACCUUUAACACCCAAAGAUGGUAUUGAACAUACCUAUGAUGCAGCAACUCAUCGUCUUAUAAUAACUGUUAAAAAUGCUCGUUUUGAUCAAGCUGGCACAAUAACUUGUAAACUUGAGAAUACACUAGGUUCAACGGAAACGUCAUUUCAAUUCAAUGUUACCGCUGGCCCAUCUAUUACUAAAGGUUUAACUGAUCAAGAAUGUGUGCUAGGAAAAGAAUUUCGUUUAUCUCUUACUACAUCAGCAAAUCCAAAACCAACAGUAAAAUGGUUUAAAGAUAAUGUUGAAUUACAAAAUAUGGGCACGCAAGCGUCUGAUGAUACAUACGAAUUAGUUAUUCCAAAUGUUAAACUAGAAGACGAAGGCAUUUAUAAAGCUGUUGUUGCCAAUGAUAUUGGCGAUAGAGAAACUCAAUGUAAACUAACUGUUACACAACCCUCAGAACUAAAAUGUGAUUUUACUGAACAACAAAUUAUUGCUUUGGGUCAAACCAUACAUCUUUCAUGUCAAGUUAGCGGACGUCCACAACCAGAUGUAAUAUGGACAAAAGAUGGCAAAGAAAUUAAAGCAUCUGAUCGUGUUGAAAUUAUUAAAAAUGUAGAUGGUACUUGUUCAUUAACAAUUAAACAAGCUACAUCAGAAGAUAAAGGUGUUUAUAAAGUUAUUUGUAAGAAUAAACUACAAACACGUGAAGCUCAAACACAAGUUCAAAUAACGUCAGCAUUGAGAUUCAACGCAUCACUCAAAGAUAAUAUUGCACAAGUUGGACAAAGUGUAAUAUUUGAAAUCGAUUGUGAAGGUUUACCAAAACCAACAAUAAAAUGGCUCUUCAAUGGUCAAGAAAUCAAUGCAUCACCAAAAUAUAAAAUCGAAUCAAAAGGAAAUGUUACUAAAUUAACAUUAUCGAAAGUUGAUCUUGUUGAUAGUGGUUUAUAUGAAGCUAUUGUUUCAAAUGGCAUUGACACAAUUAACACUCAAUCUAAACUUGAUGUUUGUGUCAAACCAAAAGUUGAAGGUAAACCAUCCGAUGUCAAUGUUCAUGUCAAUGAAUCAGCUAAAUUACAAUGUAAAAUAUCUGGUUCACCAUCGCCAACUAUUGUCUGGCUUAAAGAUGGUCAACCAAUCGAACAAUCAGAUAAUAUCACAAUACAAAGUGAACCAGAUGGCACGCAAACUCUUCUUGUUAAAUCUACUCAAAUAACCGAUAAAGGCAGUUAUGUAUGUCAAGCAACAAAUAUAGGUGGUACAGUGGACGUUAAAUUAAACUUGAAUGUUCAACAAGUAAAACCAACGUUGAAAUCAGAUCUCAUGAAAGAUAUCGUAGCUCUCGCCGAUGAGCCAGUUGCACUUACAAUACAAGCAGCUGGUACAAAACCGAAAGUGAAAUGGUAUAAAGAUGGCGAAGAAAUUAUUGAAACAGUAGAAGAAGAGUAUGAAAUUAUUGAAGAAGAAGAAACAUAUACAUUGUUAAUUAAACGUGCACAACCAAAAGAUAGUGGUGAAUAUCAAGCUGUUAUUACCAAUGAUGCUGGACAAGUCAAAUCGAAGAAAAUCAAAGUUCAAAUACAAAAAGCAGCGCACUUGAAAAAGAAACCAGAUCCUAUUGUAACUGUUAAGCAAGGUGAACAAGCACGUUUUGAAUGUGAAUUUGUUGGUAAUCCAUCGCCAAAAGUAUCUUGGCUACGAGAUGGAAAACCUUUAACGCCCAAAGAUGGUUUUGAAAUCAAAACAGAUACAACAACAGGGACAAGUGUAUUAGUUAUUAAUCAAACAACAACAAAACAUUCAGGUCCAAUAACAUUACGUUUGGAAAAUUCCGCUGGGCCACCGAUUGAAGAAAUAAUUCAAUUACAAGUUGAAACAGCACCGCAACUAUUACAAAAACCACAGGCAGUAACUGAAGCGCAUUUAAAUCAAACAGCUUCAAUUGCAUUUAAAUGUUUAUCAACUCCUAAACCAGUAAUACAUUUAUUUAGAAAUGAUGAUGAAAUACAAUUAACCGAUGAACAUUAUGAAAUUGUAAUAAAUCCAACGGAUCUUACAUCAUAUGAAAUUAAAAUAAAGAAUGUUCAAAUUGAAGAUGAAGGAAAUUAUCGUAUUUACAUUGAAAAUUCUCUCGGAAAUAUUGAAUCAAAUUUUCAAUUAGCAACUGUUGAUAAUGUAUCAAUUAAAUCAUCAGCACAACCCAUAAAUACAGAUUUAAAACAGCAUGACACACUAGUACUUGAAUAUACUGUUAGUGGACGACCAAAACCUGAUGUUGUAUUUAUGAAAGAUGGCAAAGAAAUCAAAGCAUCUGCGAAAACACAAAUAACAUAUGAUGAAACAACUAAUAUUUAUCGAUUAAUUACAACUGAUGUUGGACAAGACGAUCAAGGUGUUUAUACGUUGGUAGCGAAAAAUAAAUUGGGCAGACAAGAAAGUGAACCCGUUAAAAUAAAUGUGACAGCACCAUUAACUAUUAAACGACAACUACCAGGCACAGUUGAUUGCAUUUUUAAUGAACAAACAACAUUAACUAUUGAAGCUGAAGGUAUUCCUCAACCAAAAAUAACUUGGCUAUUUAAUGAUCAACCACUUAAAUCUUCGCCAAAACAUAAAAUUGAAACAUCAAAAGAAAAUCCACGUUUAACUACUUUAACAAUUACAAAAUUAGAUCAUCCAGAUGACGGAAAAUAUACUGCUAUUAUUGAUAAUGGCCUUGAAAAAGUUCAAUCUGAUUGUCAAUUACAUGUUUAUACAAAACCUAAAUUAGAAUCAAAGUUAGAUUCAACAUUUACAUUUAAUUAUGGUGAACCAGGUUUGAUACCAUUGCAUAUCAGUGGUGACGAUAAUACUAUAACAUGGUUGAAAGAUUCACAUCCUAUUGAACUUAACGAUCGUGUACGUUUUAUUACAGAAGAAAAUAAUUUAUAUAAAUUAGUUAUUGAUGACGUUCGUUCCGAAGAUAAAGGUAUUUAUACAAUUCAAGUUAAAAAUAAAGGUGGACUUGUAGAACUUAAGACAACAGUUAAUGUCAAAGAGCAAAAACCACAAAUUCUAUUUGACUUAAAUGAUGCUCCAGGCAUUAAUGUAGCUAAAAUUGGUGAAGAAUUUUCAUUAGAAAUUCAGGCACAAGGUAAACCAGCUCCACAUGUAGCCUGGUUAUUCAAUGGACAAGAAUUAUCUACAGAUUCUACGGAUUAUGAAUUGAUUGCUACUGAAGAUGGUCAUUACCGUCUUGUGUUUCAUCAAUUUAAUGAGCAUUAUCUUGGAGAAUAUCAAGCUAUUAUAACAAGUUCUGCAGGGACAAUUAAAACAAAGAAAGUUAAAGUCACUGGACAACAAAUACCAUUCUUCACACAAGAACUACCACAGUUUGUUCAAGUUAAGACCGGUGAAAAAUUAACUAUUGAAUGUACAACUAAAGGAUAUCCACCACCAAAAGUAUCUUGGUCACUGAAUGGAAAAAUUUUAACUAAUAAAGAUGGUUAUGAUAUUAAAUUUGAUCAAGCAACAGGUCACGCUACAUUUAUUAUUCCAAAUGCAACAAUGAAACAUAUUGGAAAAUAUGAAUGUAAAAUUGAGAAUCAAUAUGGUACACAUGCAACUGAAAUUAAUAUAGAUGUUCUUGCACCACCCAAUGUUCAACAAAAAAUGCAAGAUUUCGAAAUCUGUCGUGGACAAGAAGUCACUAUCACAGUUACAGCUGAUGGUAGUCCAUUACCAACGUGUACAUGGCUUUACAACGAUACACCAAUUCAAGUUCAACCAGAUCAUAUUGAGAUUAUUAAUGAUGGACCAGUGCAUAGUUUGAGAAUACUUAAUGCUGAAUUAACCGAUGAAGGACAAUAUAAAGCUGUUAUUGAAAAUCAAAUGGGUAAAACAGAAUUAGUCAGUCAAGUAACUGUCAUGGAUGCACCUGAUAUUGCUUCUGAACCUGCUGAAAUACGUAUCAAUCAAGGUGGCUCAUGUAAACUUCAAUGUCAUGCUUCGGGUAAGCCAUUACCUGAAGUAAAAUGGACAAAGAAUGGCAAAGAAAUAAAAUCCACUGAACAUCUUUUACUUGAAUCAUUACCUGAUGGUAUUCAUUACUUAACAUUAACUGAUGCUCAAGCAGAUCACAGUGGACAAUAUAUUGCUAAUGUUAAACAUAAAGUUCGAACACAACAAAUGAUUUUUAAUAUUAUUGUUACGGCUCCACUUACAUUGAAACAAACACCAAGUGAUGUUAAUGUCUUACAAACACAAAAUGCUCAAAUUGCACUAGAAUUUGAAGGCUUACCUAGACCCAACAUUACUUGGCUCUUUAAUGGAAAUCCUAUUCAACCAUCAGCUAAAUAUAAAGUGGAAAUGAAAGGAAAUCAAUUCAUCCUAAAUGUCAACAAGACUGAUUUUGCUGAUUCAGGUAUAUACACAGCCAUUAUUGAUAAUGGCAUUGAAAAACUCGAAGUUCCCGUGACAAUGCAUAUUGGAGUCAAACCAAAAGUUGAAGCUCCAAAACCAGCCAAUGAUCAGACAUGUACCAUUGGUCAAGAUACACAAAUAUCAUGGAAAUUUAGUGGCAUUGAGAAACCUCAUGUAACUUGGUUCUUC